Molecule: messenger RNA, 4578 nt
Organism: Babesia bigemina
Lineage: Eukaryota; Apicomplexa; Aconoidasida; Piroplasmida; Babesiidae
Exons: 3
Source: RefSeq, a predicted model, not a curated record
AUGUCUAGAAGAUUGUAUAAAGGCUCACCAAAAACAUCCUCCAUCUCCUGCCUUGAAAUUGUCCAGCUUGGUGAUCUUGUUGUUAAGCUUGGAGGAUUUGUUGGUGAAAGUGAGAGUGUUAAGAAAGCCGUUAAGAAUGCUAUUAUCGCUGAAAUUGAGAGUAAUGAAGAGCUUAAAAAUGAUUACUCUUCUCAUGUUACUACCCUUUCUGAGUCUGUCAAGUCUGCUGGCCAGGCUGUUGGCACCGAUGAAAUUAGUGAGCUUAAGCAGAAAGUUGCUGAUCAAAUUAAGCUUCUUAAAGAACGUGAAUUGCAACUUCAAAAUCAAUUAAAAGAUCCUUCUUCUUCCCCCUCUCCCUCUGCUGACUCAGCCGAAUUGCACUCCAAGUUGGAGGCUUUGAGGAAAGUGGAGAAGCUUUGUGAAUUUUAUGAGAAACUUAAAACUAUGCCAAAUGAGCCAAAAAAGCUCUUAGAGAAUCUUUGUGACGGCCUUCAGACUUUCCUCGGCUUCGACUCUGCUUCCAAAGGCUACGAUGGCAGUGGUAUUGUGUACUCUGACCUAGAUAGGCUGUGUGACGGGGUGAUGGGAUUUUUGUAUCAGGUGCUUAAGGAUGUCAGCGAGAAACAGCCUUAUGAAUCAGGUAAGCGAAUGUUUUUAGACCGUUUAAUUCGUGAAAUAUAUGCCAAAUUAUGUUCAGGUGUUGAAGGCUUCAAGAGCGUCGUAGACCGUGUCAUCAGCAGGGUGAAGCAGUACAAUGAGAAAGUUGUAGACUCAAAUGACAAGGUAAGUGAACCGAUUAAUGAACUAUUAGGUAAGGUGAGAGACGAGUAUACCAAGUCAAUUACUAGCAUUCCAGAUAAAACGGACUUGAAAAUCAUGACUCCAGAAGAAAUCGGCAAGAUUGUCUCGCCCGUUGAUAAGUUGAGAGAUGCGUGCAUAAGCAGCGCAAAGUCAUUUGACACCAAACUUACUAAGUUAACUAAGCAUAUUAAUGAUCUUAAUUAUAAAUUGCGUGACAGUGUAAAAACUACGCGUGAGCGUAUUCAGCUUGAGACUGCACGUGUUGAGGCGAUGUCCAAAAAGGAACGCGAGAACUACGACGCGGUUAUAAAGCUGCUCGAAGAUUCCGCAGAAAACUUGAAAAAAGUGGUAAACCAAAAAGUUAAGAAUGAUGUGAGUUCGCUAGUCGCGGAGUUGAAGAGAAGGGUUUCGGAGAUUUUGAAAAAGCUGGAGACAAUUUUUUCCAGUUUGCAGCAGUAUGUCAGCAAGUUGCAGGAAUGGAUUAAGAAAGCAGAUGCCGACGUUAAGUCGGCACACGCGCAGGUUGAAAGUAUAUUGAGGGAAGUGAAUGAGAAUCCCAUGUCGGCAAACAGGCAGAAUGUCGAGGCCGCCGCACUGCAGUUGAAAGGAAAAGCGGAGGAGUUGUUGGCUGCAGGACAGAAGGCAAAAGAGAACGUUGCGGAAACAGUAAAGCUGGCGCUUGCGGAUGUGAAGAAGAUGGACGAGGCGCUUAAAGGGGAUUUGUAUAAGGUGAAGGAUGCUGUUCAGGAGAAGGUAAAGGGUAUUAAGGAGGCGAUCAACGAUGUGACUGAAGAGCUGAAAAAACAUUUUCCAACGGAGGCUGAUAACAAAGUGACGCUUGAAACAACGAAAACGUUCAACGAAUACAAUACCUACGUCGACCAACAACACCUGACUGCCCUUUCCGACCCUGACUUCGACGCCAUCAAAGCAGCAGGCACCCUCCCCGCGGCGAUCGGUGCGAUUAAGACAAAAGUGGAGGAGGCUUUGUCCAAAAUCGACGAAAUGAGUAGUCAAGCCGACACCCAUUUCAACGAGGUUACAACCAGACUCCACGACCUCUGCGAAGCAAUUAAGGUGCCAGCGUACAACGCAAACACAACGCUGAAAGUGUUGAAAGAUACGCCUUUCGCGGAUUAUGUAAAAGGUAGCAAGCGUGCAGAUGACAGCAUUAAAAAAAUUGCGCAUGAGCUAAAUGAGCUGAAAAGCAACCUCGACACCGGUGCAAUCACUGACGCCCGUAGGUUACUUGGUGACAUUCCCAAAUUGGAAGACGAACUUGUCAAAAGGGUCACCCAGUUCGUCACCUGCGAAGUCAAUGUCGUCAAAAAGGAGCUCGCCUCACGCAUCGUCCAGAGCCACGUGACGGUCGUCAAGCUGUUGCUACAGCAAUUUGUCGCCAAGCUGCAGUCGGAGUUAGAGAAACUGCCGGACGCCAUAGAAAAUGACAAGCAUAUCGGAUUCAAGGUGUCCGUGAUCUGUCCUUCGCCUUCAACAAUUUUUUUCACCGCAAUAAACCAUUACCUCCAGCAGGAGAUCACUAGGCGUAACGAUGAAGAGAACAGAAAGAAGAAUCCUUCCCUCCCGAAGACACCGGAUCCCUACGCAUCGAAGCUCACAGCUGUGUACACCGCGCUUGGCAACGUACUCAAACACAUCACCGACAAGAAUUAUUAUGACUAUAAGAUACCCGGUCUACUCGAUGAGCUGAUGAACGCUGUCAAUGGUCUCACGCCGCAAGAUUUUGCCGAUCCGAACACUGCCAUCCUUGAUGGCAUACGUGUUGGUCUGCGCGGUUUCGUUAACGAGAUGAGGAAGGCAUACAUAUCCUCUUAUGACUGUGCGAAAGGAAUUACGUGGGAUGGUACUUUUACGGACAAAGCACCUGAGGAAAGCAGAAAUGGUGUGAAAGUCUUCUUGACAAUUCAAAAGAUGCUUUCCGAUGACCUGACUGAGUUGUAUACGCAGUUGACUGAAAAGACUGUGUUGCGGGGGCUCAAAAUAUACGCAUCUUCUGAUGACAAGGAAAACACGCUAGGUGAUCUACUGCAAAAAUGCGGGUAUAAAUUAGGCAGUGAGAAUGGUAGGCAGGAUGGCGAGGUUCAGUGCUCUGCUAAAAUGAUGGGCAGAAACAUACUUGGUCACCUUACGCAAAAUAUUCAAAACGCGCACUAUAAUGAACAUCUUAAGCAGUGCAGACCAAAUAGGAAACGGUACAACUUCGGACUAAUCGAUAUAAUAGCGUGCAUCUUCCAACAUGUAAAUCAAUACUACACUGUCUGUCACCUACCAACUGUACAGUCAUCUAAGCUGCCAUGCAACAUUUACCAGAUGCUCUCAUGGCUCUGUGGCUUAACAUAUAAUCAAGUGUACCCGCAACUAUCGCUUAACGCAUUUAGCGAUUUGUUCGAUAAGGGUGAACAAUCUGCGCCAGCAGACAGUGAGGACGUAUCCUUCGUUGACGAAACUGCCGACGCAUUGCCAGCUUAUCCACAUGAAGUCAGCGUUGCAAAUCUCUCGACCACACUUAUGGAGGUAUGCCAUCAUUCGUAUGAGGUAUUGUGUGCAAUACUAGGCCACGGACACGCAGGUGGUCGUUACGCCUGUGAUUUCAAUACGAACCCGGACAAGUUGUCAUAUCCAAGUAACCCGUCAAAGUGUCUAGACCUAUGCAUAGAAAUACUGAUUAGACUAUAUAAUCAACUCUACUUCAUAUACGUUCAGUGUCAUCGUUUAUCAAACGCUGUGUCGUGGCGUGAUUGUUAUUAUGGUCGGCACGUGGGCGGUUCGUCAUGGGAGUGCAAUGAGAUACAAUGCGCUGACCUAAUUGCCAACCAAAGAGGUGCCCAAAAGUGUAACCAAAACGCUGCCCAAACGUGUGAGCAACACCCGAAGUGUGGCAUAAAGUCGCCUCUGCAGUCAUUCUUGGAGGAUGGUCUGCCUGGGUUUCUCCCUCACCCCUUCAAAACACCCAAUUGCAAACUAACUUGUGAAGCGCCAAACCAUCGUGGCAUACCAUGCAAAACUCCAAUGGGCUUUGCAGAUAUCAGUGUAACGGCGUCACAUACAAAAAAAGGAUCGCACCUCGCAGAGGCUUUAGCAGCUUUAUGCGGUACACCGAAUACACCCUUGGCUGCAAUCUGCGCCUCACUUACGUGCUUGUUACAGCGAGCUCCGCAGACCUUGGACGACAUGUUCUCAUUCUACUAUCAUCUACUUAAAGGUUGGAAUGGUAGUAACAGCAAACGCAAUACGCAUAAAUGCUAUGCUUUCAAUGAUGCCGUCACAAAGGCCCAUUUCGGUGAAGCAUAUCCAGAUUUGGAUAUAACCACGAUAUUUAAGGGCAGCGAUCACAGGACUGGUAAUCACGUUAACGGUGAGCUGCAUAGUUUAUUUACGUGCGAUUACGGUAACAAAACUGAAAUGGAAUGCGGCCGGUAUAUGCAGCCAUUUGGCCACAAUAUAUGGACAGUUUUCUCCGAAGUCAAUGCCGACAAAUAUCUCACUUGGAUUGUCUAUCUCACGGAAGCAUUUUACGAUUUACUCAAGAAGCUGUACGAAGAGUGUUGCAAAAACUGCAAAACCCCAGGAUCACGGUGUCAUGGUAAGACGUGUCACCAGAACUGUUUAGUUUCCCAUACCUCCACUCAUUCUAAAAACUGUAGGUCAAUUGCUCAGUGCCCAUUCACACGUCCGACAUUAAGCGAAUACGGAUUUGUAUUUCAGAGCGAAUCAAACCUCAGCGGAACAUAUGCCCGAACAAACGUAGUUAGCAAC